This is a messenger RNA of Mus caroli (Ryukyu mouse), 1513 nucleotides long. Lineage: Eukaryota; Metazoa; Chordata; Mammalia; Rodentia; Muridae. The record is from RefSeq and is a predicted model, not a curated record.
GCCACAGACCACCUAUGCCCUCCUUUCGGGCUUGCUUCAAGAGCAUCUUCCGCAUCCACACAGAGACUGGCAACAUCUGGACGCAUCUGCUUGGUUUUGUGCUAUUUCUCUUUCUGGGAAUCUUGACGAUGCUGAGACCAAAUAUGUACUUCAUGGCUCCCCUGCAGGAGAAGGUGGUCUUCGGGAUGUUCUUCCUGGGCGCGGUGCUCUGCCUCAGUUUCUCCUGGCUCUUCCACACUGUCUACUGUCACUCAGAGAAGGUCUCUCGGACUUUUUCCAAACUGGACUAUUCAGGGAUUGCUCUACUGAUUAUGGGGAGCUUNGUUCCCUGGCUCUAUUACUCCUUCUACUGCUCCCCACAGCCGCGGCUCAUCUACCUCUCCAUCGUCUGUGUCCUGGGCAUCUCUGCCAUCAUUGUGGCACAGUGGGACCGGUUUGCCACUCCCAAGCACCGGCAGACAAGAGCAGGAGUGUUCCUGGGACUCGGCUUGAGUGGUGUUGUACCCACCAUGCACUUUACUAUCGCUGAGGGCUUUGUCAAGGCCACCACAGUCGGCCAGAUGGGCUGGUUCUUCCUCAUGGCUGUGAUGUACAUCACCGGCGCCGGCCUUUAUGCUGCUCGGAUUCCUGAGCGCUUCUUUCCUGGAAAAUUUGACAUAUGGUUCCAGUCUCAUCAGAUUUUCCACGUCCUGGUGGUGGCAGCAGCUUUCGUCCACUUCUAUGGCGUGUCCAACCUUCAGGAAUUCCGUUAUGGCCUAGAAGGUGGCUGUACCGACGACUCCCUUCUCUGAGCCUCCCCACCUGAGGGGUGGAGGAGGGACUUCCCAAGUGCUUUUAAAAAAGAACUUCUUUGCUGAAGUAUGAGGAAGAGUCUGAGUUGCUGUUUCUAGAAGAAACCUCUUAGAGAAGUCAGUACCAGUGACACGUCAGCUCACUGUCCCAGCCUCCGUCCGGGCAGUACACUUCCCAUGUGCAUUCCUGGCAGUCACCUCGGCAAGGCAACUGCUGCUCCUUCACAGAUAGGACGUGGGAGCUCAUGUUGAGAUUUUACCCAUUCCUCCAGCCAUUUUGGGGAAAAAAAUUAUGAACUGGGAUUCUUCAGAAAUUAUGUUUCGUUUUUUCUUGAAGAAAAUAUCCCCCCCUUACCCCUGUCCUUACUUUGUAACCUGGCUGAUAACGGGCCAUCCAUUUUUGUAGCACACUUUUCAGAAACAAUUAUAACCUUGUCUCAUCUUUCUAGGACAAACAAAGCCACGCCUGAUGUAGCCCGGCUAAUCAUGGAAGUACGUCCAGGCUUCAAGUAACUUGAGUUUAAAUCCUUUUUUUUUUCUUGGCAGAGUAAUGUAAAAUUAAAAUGGGGAAGAUAUUUAAUAUUUAAUACUAAGCUUUAAAAAGAAACCUGCUAUCACUGCUAUGUAUCUUGAUGCAAAGACUAUGGUGAUAAUAAAAGAAAGUACAGACAACGCUUGGCAUUCAAAGAGUUAACUGUGUUGUCUCGACUGUUUGCACACAA